Molecule: messenger RNA, 2526 nt
Organism: Arachis duranensis
Lineage: Eukaryota; Viridiplantae; Streptophyta; Magnoliopsida; Fabales; Fabaceae
Product: formin-like protein 4
Exons: 2
Coding region: 166-2256 (696 amino acids)
Biological process (GO): actin nucleation; actin cytoskeleton organization
Molecular function (GO): actin filament binding
Source: RefSeq, a predicted model, not a curated record
UUGCAUGGAAACAAUAGAAAACUAACCGCUUCAAAAUCUUUUGAAACUGUCAGCAAACAAAACCAAUAACAUAAGACAAAGAUCUUGCAGUUACCAAAUGAAAAUCAUUAGAUUUGUUUUUAGUCACAAACAAAACUUCAUUAUUUCCUCUUCUAUGCUCUCUUCAUGGCUUUGAAUUUCAUGCUUCUUCAACCAAGGAUUCUUCUUCUACUGACCCUUCUUGUGUUUUCUGUUUGUUUUUUAUUACCAAAAUGCCAUUCUCAAACCACUUCACCUCAAAACAUUGAAACUUUCUAUCCUAAUGAAACUUCAGCUCCACCACCGGCGGCCACGCAGAGGCCUGAGGCUCCGAAAGAGCCUCAAACCUCGCUGCAGCCGCCGGUGGCUGCACCUAGAAGAAGUAGUAAUUCAUCAUCAAGUGGUAAGGUGGCUAAAGCUGUAGCUGCAACUGCUGCAACCACCAUAGUUGUUUGUGGUUUUCUCUUCUUUUUAGUCCACAUGUGCUUAAAGGCAAGAAAGAGAGAGGAGGUAACAACCAAUAACAAUGCUCCGGCGGUGGCGCCUCAAGGGAACGCGUUCGAGAAAAUCGAAGGGAAUGUGAAGGGACUAAUUGUUGAUGAGGAUGGUUUGGAUGUGAUUUAUUGGAGAAAGCUUGAAGGGAAAAGAUCCAAGAAGGAUCUUCAUAAGGAGAUUCUCAGAAACAAAGAAGAAGAAGAAGAAAAUAAUGUCAAGAAAUCUAAAUCCAUUCAAGAAACCCCUCUUCUCAGAGGAAAAUCUUCAACCUCACACAUGAACAUAGUUCCAGAAGUGGAUGAGCCAUAUCAGAUGACAAGAAUUCCCUCUCAAAAUCAAUCAUUCAUCCCUCCUCCUCCUCCUCCUCCAAUUCCAGCAAGAAAAUCAUCAUCAAAGAAAACACCACCUACUCCUACUGAAAUGGUAGUUACCUCCACCAGCAAGAGGAUGAACUCUUUGGGAAAAGGUGCAGUGGAAUCAGGCACUGAGAAUGUGAAGCUGAAGCCUUUGCAUUGGGAUAAGGUGAAUACUAAUGCUGAUCACUCCAUGGUUUGGGACAAUGUUGAUCGCGGUUCAUUCAGGGUUGAUCAAGAUCUUAUGGUGGCUCUCUUCGGCUAUGUUGCAGCAAACCGGAGAUCUCCUAAGGGAAAGAAUCCGAGCAACGAUAAGGCAGCAGGGUCGACGAGAAUUUUCCUUCUAGACUCAAGAAAAUCACAGAACAUUGCUAUUGUUGUGAAAUCUCUGGCAAUCUCGCGAGACGAAAUCAUUGAUGCAAUGAUUGAUGGUAGAGGGCUUAAUGCAGAUAGCCUUGAGAAGCUUGUUAGAAUUGCUCCAACACAGGAGGAGCAAUCUCUUAUCAUAGAAUACAAAGGAGACCCUGCAAUUCUUGCUUCAGCUGAAUCAUUCCUCUUUCACAUCCUUAAAUCCGUUCCUUCGGCCUUUAAGCGCUUGAAUGCCAUGCUGUUCAGGUUGAACUACAGUUCUGAGAUUCUAGAAAUCAAGGAGUCUCUGCAGGUUCUUGAACUGGGGUGUAAAGAGCUUAGGAGCCAGAGAAUCUUUGUGAAGCUUCUAGAAGCAGUGCUUAAGGCCGGAAAUCGCAUGAAUGCAGGGACAGCCAGAGGUAAUGCUCAAGCUUUCGAUUUGGCUUCUCUGAGGAAACUCUCUGAUGUCAAAAGCACAGAUGGAAAAACCACAUUGCUUCAUUUUGUGGUGGAAGAAGUAGUCCGGUCCGAAGGCAAGCGCAUUGCUCUUAACAGCUUCGAAAUCAAUGAGAAGAAUGCAGGUUCAGAUGAACAAAGAGAAAGGGAAUAUAUAACAUUAGGAUUACCAAUUGUAGGAGGGAUUAGUUCUGAGUUUUCUAAUGUCAAGAAAGCAGCAGUUAUAGACUACAACACAUUAGUUGCUUCAAUCUCUGCCGUCUCCACGCGAAUCAUCGAAAUUCAAGAACUAGUUUCCCAAUGUGGGAAUGGGGAAGGAGGCUAUUUUGCCAAAGAGAUGGAUAAUUUUGUUCAGAACUCUAAGGAGGAAUUGAAAUUUGUGAGGGAGGAGCAAGCAAGGGUAAUGCAGGCUAUCAAGAGAACAAGAGAAUACUAUCAAGGAGGAGCUUCAAGAGAGAGUGCAGAACAAAGUCUAAAAUUGUUUGUGAUUGUGAAGGAUUUCAUGGGGAUGGUUGAUCAAGCUUGCAUCGAGAUUGCGCGAAAUAUGCAGAAGAGGAAGACACACAAGGCAGCUUCUUAUGGCUAGUUCAUGAUCCUACCAAAUUGGUCUAACUGAUUCAAAAUAUGCUGCUGAGUGCUGAGGAGGCUAAAAACAGUUCUGAAUGAUUGGAGUUUUGUUGUUUCAUUCAAAAUUCUUUAAUGGCAGCACACAAAUUAUGAUGGCAUCAUAAGAGAGAUUUGGGUAAAAUGUUUGCUAUUCAAUGCUACACUGAAACCAUGUUUAUGGGGUUGGUACCAUUUUUUUCCAGUGUUAAAUGUCAAUUAUGAAGAGUUAGUUAUUAUUGCCAUUGAGCAA